Dictyostelium purpureum is the source of this 713-nucleotide messenger RNA. RefSeq lists its product as uncharacterized. The record is from RefSeq and is a predicted model, not a curated record. Gene Ontology annotation, molecular function: microtubule binding; microtubule motor activity; ATP binding. The transcript has 2 exons. NCBI's taxonomy places the organism in Eukaryota, Evosea, Eumycetozoa, Dictyosteliales, Dictyosteliaceae. Gene Ontology annotation, biological process: microtubule-based movement. The annotation marks the transcript as partial.
AAAAGAAACAUGAAUUUUCAAAAAAAUGAAGAUUCCUCACAAAGUAAUAUGAUUGUCACUGUAAGAAUUAGACCAGAGUCAGAAGAAGAAAUUUUAAAUCAAAAAUGUAAAAAUAUAAUAAAAAUAGUUGAUGAAAAUACAUUAAUAUUUGACCCCAACGAAACAGAUUUUUAUAAAAGCAGUAGUAAUAAAUCGGCAUUCAGUAAUAAUGGCAGUAAUAACGAACAAAGAUAUAUAUUUGACAGAAUUUUUGAUCAGUUUAGUACUCAACAAGAAGUUUUUGAAAAUACAACAAAGAAAUUAAUAAAUUAUGUAUUGGAGGGUAAUUAUAAUGCAUCUGUUUUUGCUUAUGGUGCAACCAAUGCAGGUAAAACCCAUACAAUGGUUGGAAAUGAUCAUAGUGGUCCAGGAAUAAUGGUGUUGACAAUGAAAGAAUUAUUCGAAUCGAUAGAAAAAGAUAGCGAAAAGGUAUACACCAUAUCAAUGUCUUAUUUAGAAGUAUACAAUGAAACUAUUAGGGAUUUGUUUGUUACCGAUAGUAAAUCAUUAGAACUUAGAGAGGAUUCAAAUAAAAGUGUUGUGGUUAGAGAUCUAACCGAAAGAUUUCCAAAUAAUGCAAAUGAUGUAUUAAAGUUAUUAGAAUUUGGUAAUUCCAAUAGAAAGCAAUCUCCUACUCAAGUAAAUCAAACCUCAUCAAGAUCACAUGCUGUUUU